UACUCGCUAAAAAUUGGGACGGGCACUCUUGUUUAUAUGUCAAAAUGUAAAAUUUUGCAGAUUAUUGCAUGUUUAUCCUUGUAAAUAUUUUUGGAUAUGGUUUUCUGAAGUUGUAUUGACUAUGCUUAGCAAUGGACAUUAGUGAGGAUAAUGUGCAAAUGCUCCUCAGCAUGGGGUUUCCCUCUGAGUCUGAGAUUCGGAGAGCACUCCGCAUGGCCAAAAAUGAUUUGAAUGAUGCAGUUGCGUAUCUCACUAAUGACCACCCGGUUGUUUCUUACGACACUUUGGAUGAUGUUGAUGUAGAAAUGAAAGAAGUUGUGUCAAGAAGUUCUUCAGGUCCUCUAUAUGGUCCACAUCUUCCACCUACUUAUGAUGAAGCAGUCGAUGCUGAGUAUGAUGGAGGCAAUGUUAAUGGUGAUAGUCACAAUAUGUCUGUAUCAGCAAUGGAUGAGAGUGAUAACAUGGAAUUCCCAGUAACCAAUCUGUAUGAAUUAGAGGGCAGAGUUUUUACAGAAACUUGGAAUAUUCCAUAUAAGAAAGAAGAAAGCCUGGGAAAAUGUCUGAUAUCUGCAGCUAAAUUGGCUGAGGCUGGCCUGGCAGAUAAUGAUGAAAAUUGUUUCCGCUUUAUGGACAAAUGUAUGCCAGAGGCAUUUUCUAAGCUGUUAACAUCUGCAGCAGUUCAUAAAUGGGGUAGUGAAAUACAAGAAGGUAUAUUUGAUAUGUUAAAUUUGUUGAUUGAUUUGGUUGUGGCACGACUUAAACAACAACCUGUACCCGUUGGGUUAUUGGAUGUCUUGACAUUGGCUUUUGAUCCAGAAACAGAGUUUCAUUAUAAGAAUCGAGCUAGACGAGAUACACAUGGUGGUUGGGAAGAUAAAUUUGAAGAUGGAGAACCUGUGGCUGUUAUACCUAUUGGCAGUUAUAAAUCUCAGAACCCCUAUGGUUGGUUAACACAUCUUGUCAACAGAUUUGCUUCAAAAGGAGGAUUGGAAUUGGUUAUAAAGAUUUUGGAAAAUGAUGAAUUAGAUGCUCCUGUGAUGGCUUCAUUGUUAAAACCAUUUGGUAUUUGUUCUGAUUUUCUUAACUCUCAGUUAUUAAAAAAUUUAUUGGGACCAGGAAUGGAUAGAGCUAAUAAAUAUGUGAAAGGAUUAGAAGAAAAAGAUUUAAAAGAAAAGAAAAUUGGUAGUGUAUCCAAUCUAUUGGCUUCAAUGAAGUUAUUGUGUUUAAAUAUGUGGCAACAAAAUGUUGAUGCUAUAGAUGAACUGCGUCUAGAGGUAGCACUUAGAAUGUUAAAAUCUCCAAACUUUAAUGCCAAGAUGAAUUCAUUAAAAGAGGUGACCAAAUUGAUCGAAGAAUCAACUAGUUCAAAAAUAUCUAAAACAGCCAUUUUAACAGACAAAAUCUUAGAUUGGUUGGUAGAAAAUAAGAUAUUAUCAAUAGCUCUUGAAGGGAACAUUGACCAAGCUCAAUACUGUGAUAAAAUCAAGAACAUUGUAGAUUUUUUAGGAAGUAAAUUAUCAGUAGAUGAAUUAACCAUGAUUUGGAAAAUGCAGAAUGGCCAGACUAAUAAUGUGAUAGAUAAUAUACAUUCUAUAGUAGCUGCUGCAGCGGUUAAAUUUGAUCCACAACAAUUAGAACAUCUAUUUUUACUAAUACAAAAGAAAUGGCAAGAUGAUAGUAAUAGAAUGAGAGAGAAAUUACUGAGUUUAAUUGGUAAAAUAGGAAAAGAUGCCAGACUUUCUAAAACAACGACUAGAGUGUUAGAGUUAUUAUGGGAUUUAGCCCACUUACCUGUUUUAUCAACACAUCUAAUAGAACAAGCUUUAGAUGAACAUCAUGCUAUACUCAGUGAUUCAUAUAGUGUUAAAGAACAAGUUAAAUUACAAUAUGUUAAUAAAUGUGUAGAAGAUAUUAAAAAGGGUGCUUGUGUUCUACCAGCUUUAAGACAGUUGAUAAACAUCAGUAAAAAUAUCAUGAAACAAAGUCAACAUAAAACAGACAAGGGAGUUCUAUUAGAAUUGAAUAAGAAUUGUGAUAUUAUUAAACUAGUUACUAAUAGUUUAAUUAAAUGUCAUAAACAAGGUGUAUGUUGUGUUGGUGAUGGCCAGUUAUUACCAGAUACUAUUGUAGAUGGCAGAUAUCCUCAUGCUGAUUAUAUGAUGUGUCAUCUGAACUUUUUACAAUAUGUUCUGCGUGACGGUGUAUUAUAUUUACCGUGGAAUAGAGCUAGAGAUAUAUGGAGUACUAUGGUAGCCAGUCCUAGAGCAUGUGAAUGGGACAGAGAGACAUGUUAUAAAUGGUUUAGUGAUCGUUUGACUGAUUUAGAAGCAGAUUCACAAAACCAGCUGUUUCAAAAAGAAAUUUUACGCUUGGAUGCAGUAAAACUUAGUGAAAAGGGUUUUGCUUGUUUCAAGAGUUAUUUUGAAAAUGUCAAUUUAUAUGAACAUAAGUUAAAACGUUCUGGAAACUUAUCGGUAGUAGAGAAGUGUGAUCUAUUAGGGAUAGAAUAUUUAUGGGAGAUUUGUUUAAAUGUACCUGAUGAAACUAUAGCCAGUAAUUCUAUACAACUUUUAUUAAACAUGUCCUAUACCUCACUUAAUCCACGCCUUAAAAAGGAUCCAGUGUCUUUACAUAAGAAGUUUAUAUCUGAAUGUUAUAAUAGAUUGGGGGCUGCCAUGAUAGGUAUCGGUAAAAACUUAAUUGUCCAAACUAUAUCAGCUGCUACCAAAACUUUAACUGCUGCUAUUGUUCCCGAAGUUGCCAAUGUACCAUUGCCUUCUAGAUCAGUGAAUUUACUAGCAAUAGAAAGAUUACUAUGGAUAGCUGAAGCCUAUGUUUUAUCUGUAGAAGAAUUACAUUUGACACCUCGCACCAUCUUGCCACACGGAGCUUCCUUUCAUGGAUAUCAAUUAUCAGUUACUUGUGAAUCACAAAAAGCUAUGUUUAAACUCAUGUGUCACAGUAAUGAAACAUUGGGAUCUCUACGUUUAAAAAUAUCUGAUUAUUUAAAUCAGUCAUUAGAUCAUAUACAGAUCAUGUCAAAAGAUAAACUAAUAAGUACAGCUCAGGACCAGAAAUUAUUACAUCAGUUAGAGAUUGAAGAUUGUGAGGUGGUACAGAUUAGAGUUGGUACAUCAUCAUCUUCAACAGUAACAUCUGGUACUAGUCUACAGUCAACACAAAUACGAGAGCCAACACAAGAAAGUAGUAAAUCAUCUCAGGUCACAACACAACCAGCUUCUAAACAGAUUUAUGAUUUAGAACAGGAGAAGAUGUUACCUGGUGUUGUUAUGGCUAUAGGUGGCCAGGUGUUUGAUAUGUUAUAUAGAUUAACAGAGCUUGAUGAAUCAAAGAUUACAAAACGAGUGCAAAAUUUACUGAUGUUAAUACCAACUGACCCAGCUGUAUCAGAAGCCUUAGAUUCUCUUGGACAAAAAAGUAUGAAAUCUUCUACAUCAAAUGAUGAUGUAACAGGAAUCAAGAAUAGUCCGAAAAAGUCUGCUAAUCCCACAGCCAGUCCAAGAUUGUCACCUAAAGAAACUCUAAAAUCAUUAUUUGAUUCCAGUGCUCUCGAUAUGUCUGCAUUUAGAGUAUUAUAUAACCUAGAGGUAUUAAGUGGUAAACUAAUGCCGACAACUGAAGAUGCAAGUAGUAGAGUUAGUGCUAAAACAUUCUGUGAAGAUUUUUUACUGGCUGAAGGUUUAACAUUAGUUGUUAGUGUAUUACAACCCGAGUCCUUACCAACUGAUAUUAAUUAUGAAAUACGACAAGGGUGUUAUUCUAUAUGUUUACAAAUGGCUAGGUAUUUAUUAUGUGGUCAAACUGUGACUGGUGAAAGUAUUCCACAAAUAGGAAAUGAUGAUGAAUCAGGUGCAGCUUCCCUAGCAACCACAUCACCAGCUCAUGGAUCAAGUUUAGUAAAUAAAGUUCAAUCUGCUGGUAGUCAAGCAAUACAGACACUUGGAGAAAAAGAAUUUACUAAAACAGUUUCAUGUUUUAUGAGAGUCACAUGGGCAGCUGCUGCAGGGAGACUUCACCUGCUUAGUUUUUCUCAGCCAAUCAGAGAAAGCCGAGAAUCGUACAGCUGUGGACACAGAAGUCGUCAAAGCAGCUCAGGUAGUACAGCUAGUACUAAUAGUGAUAGUGAUUGUCAGAGUUUACAUGCUGGUGUAUGUUCACAUCAAAUAUCUAUACCUACUAAAGAUGUACAUAUAGCUCAAGAGGCACUAGAAAUAUUAACAGCCUGUUUAAAACUACGAAGUGAAUUAAUAUCAUCCUUUUAUUCCUUACCCUGUGUUAGUGAUUUUGUAAUUGAUAUACUUGUUGGAUGUCCACAAGUUUUAAUUCGUAAGGCAGCAUUAAAACGUUUAUAUGAUCUAAGUCAAAUAGAAAUAAUAGUACCUAGAGACACAAAUUUACAAACACCACAUCAAUUUGUACUACAGUUAUUACUCAAGGCUUACCUCCCUUUCUGGGUGACAUCUUCAAAUACACGAGGUUCCAGUCAAAAGCUUCUCACCCAGUGUUCACAGUAUUUUGAUUUAAGAUGUCAACUUUUAGAUCACCUUUCAGUUCAUCAACAGAAGAAAUUACAGAUAGAUGUUGUAUCUAUGUUAGAAGAUGAAUUAGGAUGGUUGAGUAAUUUUGUACCAUCACGACAUGUUGAGUUAAAUAUAACUGAUAAUACACUACUAGCUGGUCAUCUUAAACUAAUAAAAACUCUAUUUACUUGUGAACAAGUCAACAAGAUUGAAAUGGGUAGUGAAUUAGUGAGAGAUUUAUUACAUGAGUUUUUAUUUCCUGCAUCUAAGUUGAUGUUGGAUAGUGUCAAUCAAUCAAAAGUAGAUUAUAAUCUAGCUGAAUUUAAUCCUAAAUGUUCUAAUACUGAAUCACGAGUAGCAGCCUAUGAAUUAUUAACAGAAUUAGCUGAUGAUUGUUUAGUUAAUUUACAACAGAUUUGUAAAGAAUUAAUACAGAUGCAUCAUCAACCUAAUAAUAUCGGUGCUAAUGAAUGGGAUUAUAUGCCACCAGUAGAUGGUCGUGCUAGUUGUGGUUAUGUAGGAUUAAAGAAUGCUGGAGCUACAUGUUAUAUGAAUAGUGUUAUACAACAGUUAUAUAUGACACCAGGUGUACCUGAAGCUGUAUUAGCUAUAGAUCAAGAUGAUCCACAAGAAGAAACAGUAUUUUAUCAAAUGCAGCAAGUGUUCGGACAUCUAAUGGAGAGCAGACUACAGCAUCAUGAACCCGAGAAGUUCUGGCAGGUGUUUAAACUCUGGGGUCAAACUAUUAAUGUGCGAGAACAGCAGGAUGCUUUUGAUUUCUUCCAGGCUUUGAUUGAUCAAGUUGAUGAACAUAUGAAGAGAAUUGGUAAAGAUGAGAUUUUUAAACAGAAAUUUCAAGGAAUAUUCUCUGAUCAAAAGAUAUGUAAGGAUUGUCCUCACAGAUAUGAAAGAGAAGAAGCGUUUAUAGCUUUAAAUCUGACCGUAAAGAAUGAUACAUUACAAGAUUCACUUGAUCAGUUUGUUAAAGGAGAGUUACUAGAGGGAGAGAAUGCUUAUUUCUGUGAAAAAUGUGGUGAAAAGAGAAAUACUAUCAAGAGAAUGUGUAUAAAGACGUUACCUUCUAUGUUAUGUAUCCAGUUAAAAAGAUUUGGUUAUGAUUGGGAAGCUAAUAGAGCUUUAAAAUUUGAUGAUUACUUUCGGUUUCCAUGGAUAUUAGACAUGGAACCAUAUACUGCUGAAGGUAUGGCUAGAAAAGAGAGUGAACUGACUGAUGAUAGUGAUACAGGAGAAAAGAUUAAUGGUGAUAUUAAUCUAAGUGAUACAAUAGAAUUAUCAUUAAGUCUUGAUUCACAACCUAAACAGAUCAACUAUGAACUUGUUGGUAUUGUUGUACAUAGCGGACAAGCUAAUGCUGGUCAUUAUUAUUCAUUUAUAAAAGAUAGAAGGGGAACUGUAUUAACUAAUCCUAAUAAAGGUAAAUGGUUUAAAUAUAAUGAUACUAUAGUAGAAGAGAUUAUAAUGGAUGAUAUUACAGUAGAACAAGAAUGUUUUGGUGGAACAUAUAAACCUAAAGUUAUAGAUCAAUCAAAUUCAUAUCCUGAAGAAAGAUUGAGAUACUGGAAUGGGUAUAUGUUAUUUUAUGAAAAAAUGGAUGAAUUAAAAACACCAGGGUCAGCUAAACGCAGUCGAAUUAUAUCUCGGAGAGUUUUACCAGAAGGAGGAAAGCGAAGUUUAGAUUCAGAUAGUUUAAUGGAGUUAACAGAGUUGGUACAUAAAGGAGAAAGAAAAGGAAUAUUUUUAGAUAAAAUGCCGGCCAGUAUACAACAAGUUAUACAUGCUGAAAAUGUUACGUAUGUGAAAGAUAGAGAUGUAUAUAAUAUGGAAUAUUUUAAAUUUAUACGAAACUUGGUAGCUAAAAAUAUAUUUCAGGAUGAUCAACAAGUUGAAUAUGGUACUAUGUGUGUUCAAUCUAUACAACUAGGUACACGCUUUCUAUUUCAUACAUAUCUUAGAACACGACAGAAAGAAGUAACUGAGCUUGACCAAUGGUUAAUCGUGUUACAAAGAAUAAUCAAAUUAUGUAAGGAAGCUUGUUUUUGGUUGGUAGAAUAUUUUGGCAGUACAGAGGGGUCAGAAUUCAUAAAGCCAUUUUUGUUGGAAUGUCCAAAUAGAGAUAUUCGUAAAAUGUUUUCUGAAUUAUUAGAAAAACUGAUGACAGCUUUUUUUACCCAUGGUGGUGUAGCAACACACAAGAGUUUUGAUCCUAUAAUAGAACAACUAUUACAUAUGUUAAAUAAAGAUGUUGUUGAUAAUGUUAAAAACUCAGUACAAUAUUUUCAACUUAUCUUAGCCUACAUACAAAUGGGAACUAAAGCAUGUGCCCAUAUGUUUGGACAUAAAGGUUUUCAGAGAUUAAUAACAUUUUUAUUGGGUCAUCCAGCUACAUAUGUCAAUGGAGAAGAACAGGAUUGUUUUAGUAGAAGAUGGAGUUCUAUACAAGCUCGUGAAUUUAGUUGUCUACAUUCAGCUCUAGCAUCAAUAAUAUUAAACUGUGACGUAUCAUCUUAUAGAACGGAAGAACUUGGAGAAUUUAAACCAAGGAUGCCACAAACUGUUCAACCUAAAAUAUUUCUUCGUAUGUCAUCUGAAAUGGAGAAAUAUAUCUUUGGAUCUGAUAGUGAACGUUAUUUAAAAGAGGUUAUACAAGCUGUACGUGAACUAGGUACAGGUAAUCUACAACAGAUAUUUGAUAUGUUACUGUAUUGUGCAUUCUGUAACACCAAGUUUAGUUUAAUGGUUAUUAAACAAUUAGCGUCCCAUUAUAUGAAUUCACCAUCUAAUGAAUUAAAACCAAUCUUUUCAUUACUCACUGAUUUACUGAUCAUAGAAGAUCCACUACAGUUAACAAGGUUGAAGUGGGUUAUUGAUGGCUGUGUUGAUGAGAAGGAUAAUAAAUAUGAAGGGUUAAUAUCUGUUAUACGCCUUAACCAUGUAUCUGACAGUAUUCGAUCAUAUCGAUGUAUAAAGUUUUUAGUUAGUUUAACAACUAAUUGUACUGUUACCAAAGAUUAUCUUCUACAAACACCUACUAAAUGGCAGUGGGCUGUCAACUGGCUCAAGAAAAAGAUGAAUAGUUCAACAAGCGCCAAUCUAUCAAAUGAAGAUACAAAUCGUAAAUCAUUCCAGAGAACACAAAGUGCACAGUACACACUAGAUGAAGCUACAGCUCUUCUGACAGAGAUGGAAGCCCUGGAAUCAAUCAAUUCUGAUAUCACUAUGCAAAGUACCUCAAGUAGUGAUGAUAAAGAUACCUCUAAUAAAACAGAAACUGAGGAACAAAAAUAAACAAUAUAUUGUACCCUGGUCAUAAAAUAAACCACAUUUAAUAAGGGUUAAAGAAUAAAAAUAACAGUUAUUAUUUGUGAAACAAUAGACACUAAGGAGUCUUUAAGUUUCUCCUAAUAUAUUGAUAUUAUUAUAAAAAUUUAGUAUUUGCCCUGAAGAUAACAACAUCAUAUACACAGUAGAUGAAUUACUUUAUUUUUUGUAAAAAUUAGGAUUUCAUUCAAAAAGAUUAGAUGCAGAGGGCACAAAGGCUUUUUUUUUAUUUAUUCAGGGUGUUGAGUAGUCUAAGAUAUGCACUAACUUUUCAACAUGGAUCUUGUUAAGAAUUACUAAUACUUGUUCCAUGUGUAAAAUAACAGUCUGACCGUUUGCUGUGUAAUAAUGGAGAUACAAGCGGAAAGAAAUAAACUAUUUAUAGCAAACAUUACAAGAAGGUUUCCCCCGACCUAGAUCAGUUCCUUGAAUAAAUUAUGACGUCAGUCACGUCACCUGCAGUAAACAAUUGUGGUUGCCUCCAGCAACAGUUUCACACUGGACUAUUGACCUCUUGUCUGUUAUCCAGGUCUCCCAUCUAUCACGACUGGAACAUUGCCGAAUUUCUGUAUUUUAAAACUUGUUGUAGUCAUAUUCAAGGAAUUUACCGAAAAUCACAAAAUCACAUUUGAAGGUAAAUAAUGAACAAAAUUUUUAAAAUAUUUUGAGUAGAUAUUUUUUAAGGUGUAGAAGUGUCACUUAUAACCUCUACUUUCGAUCUAAGGGAGAAAUUAUGUCUUUUUAGCAUGAACCUAUAGAAUUUUCAAGAAAACUCUUCAUUUUUUGGCGUUUCUAUGGAUAUCAAGCAAACCUCGGUCUAUAGCCAAAAAGCGUCCCUUAGGUUUCUUGGGCUUGCAUUUAGCAUUCUUCAUGCCAAAUCUGAUGAAAAUUCAUGAAGGGAGAACUGAGAAAUUUUGACUUUUGCUGUCAUCAGUACCCUUUGUUAUCAUACUUUUGGGCCAAGUUUGGAACGAAAUUGUAAAUAAAAUUUUUUGGGUGAUUAAUAUGAAGUUUAUCACCCCAAAUAACAAAAUAUGUCAUAUCUUAUCAACAAAAAUUUAAAAUGUGCAUUUUAGAGUACUCAACGCCCUUAAAAAUAAACUUAACUUGUUGGAGGAUUUUCGAUAAGAUAAAUGGUGUAAGAUAUGGAGAAUCUUAAAGCCAUGUACUAGAUAUGAUUUAUAUUAAAGAGAUAGGUUCAUUAUGUUACAGUGAAUAUGAUUGGUUCUUUGUACAAUAUAUUCAAAUAUGAUUGGAUCUUUUCUUAAAUUAAUCAGUGAAUGACAUGCCAAUAUAAAUAAUCUCAAUCCUACUUCAAUGGUCAUUCAAGUCAUUAUGCAAAUUACUUGUAUAUUUACAUAUUUUGUAUUGUUGGCUUUUUUCUAAACUGUAAAUAUGUAAAUAAUUUUAAUGCCAUCUGGUAUACUAUUUCUCAAAGUGCUAUUUUGCAAAUAAUGAAUCGUGUAUAUAAUUUAUAUAUUAGAGUAAUGUAGCAUGCAAUUAAAUGAAAAUAGAGGAUUUAUAUAUAUAUAUAAGGUAGCUGUUGAUGUAUUAUUAUUUGAGUGUAAGUGAGUAAUAGUUAUGUUCAAUUUACUUUAUGUACAUGAAAUUGAUGGAAGUUAUAAUUAUAUUAAAUAACAGGAUGAGUCCAUUGGGGUUUGUUAUAUUAUAGGGUUGAAUCACAAUACUUGUAAUUAUAUUAAAAUAUGAAUGAGUUUCUAGUAAUUGUAAUUACAUUAAGUUACAAAUAAAAUUAAAAGACCCUUUGGUUUAAAGACGAACUAUUGAAGCCUUAAAGCUUGACUCCAUUCUAUUUCCAGUUUGAAGUAGUGUUAAACUUCCAGCAGCAAUAUCUUGUUGAAAAAUUAUUGAACAAUAAUCCACAUAGAUUAUCACUUGAAUUAGGCAUAUAUAUAAAUUGUCUUAUUUCAAGAGUCUAUAAUUCCGCGAUAUACAGUAAUGGCAGUUUUGUAAUGACCUUCGGAAUGUUGUGAUUUAAUCUGUCUGCUUUUGAUAACUUGGUUAUCUUUUUUGUAUUAAAAGUCGAAAUGUUGAGGAUUAUAAUUAUUUUACUUUUUUACAUAUAAAUUUGUAAGAAUAUGACAUUAAACAUAAAUUUCAUUUGAAAGUUUUAAAUCACAAAUUGUAUGAAAGUACAGAAGCCUCUGUAUACAUAUUCUUGCAGUGUUUUGUUUUCAUAGAAAAGGGAAUCCAGGCAAAUUACUUAGAUCGUAAUUACCUGAAUGUGCCUUCAUUCUACAUGUGUGAAUUUCUCACGGGGAGGAGAAAUGGUUACAGAUUAAAAUAUCAAGUGAUGGCAAUCGAAAGCCUUGGAAUCCAAGACUAUUUAAAUUGUUUCAAUAGUGUUUAAUAAUUAAACUGGAAAUACACAGGACACAAAUUCUAUUGUUUAUUACGGGUGGUAUAAAUUGAGUAUGCCAUAGAAUCGUUUCCUAUAUAAGAAUAAGUGUUAUUUGUUUGAUAAUGACAGAUAUAUAAACUGCAUUUAAAUAUAAUUAUCACAUGCACUAUUUUUUUUGUUCUAUUUUAUUAGUGCUAAAAGGAUAGAUCAUACUGCACGCAGCGACCCAUCUACAUCAUACUUCCCAGAAUGUGACUCAGCCGAGCUAGCUGUAGAUAGACAGCCUAAGUUUGGGAUGAGGAUAGAUAUGUCAUUUAUUAAAUCAUUCUAGUGGAAUAUGAACAGAUUUUUCACAAUUAUUAUUGAUCACUUAAAAUGAAUUGUUGAGUUUUAGUAAUAAAAUUUGUAUUAAGUAGAGUCUGAUCUAUGCACCUUAGAAGAAAAGAAAAUUAUUGUCAGUACAUUGAGCGUCAUACUAACAUUCACACCCAAAUGACAGACUUUGCUGGAUUACAUGUAUCUAUUUUAACUAUAUUUGAGAAACAACUUGCAUUAAAAAGAAUAUAUAAAUUGAAGUUUUUUGGGGUUCUUUAGUCAGUACAUAUUAAAGUAUUAGGAAUUUAAUUCAUAUUAUUUUGGGAUUUUUUUUUGUUGGAGUGCCAAUAUUAUGCAUGUUAUGUAAAAUAUUUUUUUGUUGAAUUUUGUUAUUUUAUGCAAUGUACAUGUAAUUUACACAGGUUUCUUCAGUUAUUCUGUUUUCUUUCUUCUUUUUUUUUGUUUUAGUAAAGUGUUAUACUGCUUGUUAUAAGGUUGUACAUUUUGAUAGAAGAAAAAAAAAGAGUUUAAUCAUUUAGCUGCUGUGUGAUUUCUACUUUCUAUAAAAUGUUAUUAAUUAAAUCAGUUUAUUUGCAAGUAAAUAAUCAAAUGAGAUUUCUUUAUAAUAAAUUAUUAUGUAGAUGUGCUUUGUUCUAAAAGUAGUUAAAUGUAAAUGACAUAAAUAUUUCAAUGUUUUCUGUAAGUCUCUGGUACUAUUUAAGGUUUGCAUUAUAGUAUUUCCCUGAUGAAUUUUUGGGAUGUAAUGUGAUAAAUAUUACUGGUCACAAUUAAUUUGGUUAAUCAAUGUAAUGAACAAUUGGGUUUAUUUUGUAAACAGAAGGUUCAUUUUGGGUCAGAUUGGGGAUGUCAUACUAUGAAAUCAAACUUAUGAUAGAUAGUGGAAUUGGAAAAAGGUUAUUCUAUAAAACUUAUUUUUCUAUUAAACAAAGUCUCUAUGUGAACCAUAUUUGAUAUAAUGAUCAAUUAGAUUUUAUUUUCAAACAGUAGGUUUAUUUGGGGUCAGGUUGAGAGUAUCAUACUGUGAAAUCUGAAUUAAAGUGGAAAACCCCAACAUAUUCUAUAAAACUGUUAUUUUAAGUAAUCAUGUGAGCUUAAAUAUUAUACUAGAAAGAUAUCAGAAUUAAAAGUUUGUCAGGUUAAAUUUCGUGAACACAAGAGUCCUAACACCGCUUUAUUCAUUGAUGAUUUCCAAUAAUAUCAAUAAUGAAUUUUUGAAUAUAAAGCUCACCUUUUUUUUCAUGUGGUAAUAAUAUUAAUAGAAUAUUUGUAUAUUUCUUAUAUUGUUAAAAUACUUGUACAUCAUUUACAUUUUUCUUUCAUUUAUAUUGUUUAUAAAACCUGUCU
Messenger RNA from Patella vulgata (common limpet), 11922 nucleotides. Its product is annotated as ubiquitin carboxyl-terminal hydrolase 24. Gene Ontology annotation, cellular component: cytosol; nucleus. The record is from RefSeq and is a predicted model, not a curated record. The transcript is spliced from 61 exons. Gene Ontology annotation, biological process: protein deubiquitination. Gene Ontology annotation, molecular function: cysteine-type deubiquitinase activity; cysteine-type endopeptidase activity; protein binding. The coding region runs from base 132 to 7847 and encodes 2571 amino acids. Lineage: Eukaryota; Metazoa; Mollusca; Gastropoda; Patellidae.